Molecule: messenger RNA, 3903 nt
Organism: Tupaia belangeri chinensis (Chinese tree shrew)
Lineage: Eukaryota; Metazoa; Chordata; Mammalia; Scandentia; Tupaiidae
Gene: PCARE
Product: photoreceptor cilium actin regulator
Exons: 3
Coding region: 1-3903 (1300 amino acids)
Biological process (GO): photoreceptor cell outer segment organization; protein localization to photoreceptor outer segment
Cellular component (GO): photoreceptor outer segment; photoreceptor inner segment
Source: RefSeq, a predicted model, not a curated record
AUGGGGUGUACACCUUCGCACAGUGACAUCGUAAACAGCGUUGCAAAGAAUGGCAUUCCGUUUUUGAAAAAACCGAAAGCAAUUUUGCCAGGAUAUCAGGGGAGCGGUGAAAGAGGCUCCAUCCCUUCGCUGGUGAAAAGCUCUACCUGCUAUGACUCUGGUGGGAGCCUGCCCCCGGGAUGGAGACCGGCAGAAGAGCGGCCAAGCGCCAGGAGGAUUCAAACUACAACUGAAAGUCUUUGCCAGCUCAUGGGAGAUGCCACUUCAGGCCAACGGAAAGACAUGGAAGGAUUGAUCCCAGAAACCAGAACCUCUCCAUGCCAGUUGCACAAAUCACAAAGCCACUUGGCUAAGGACAUUCUGUUCAAGACACAGGGCUCCCUUGGAUCCCAAGGAGCAGCCUUUUCUGUGGAAGAGAGUGAGGGAAGUGCUACCCAAGAGACCUCGAACUGGGAAAGGAACCCAAAAUGCCACCGGUCAGGCACACAGGGCCCUUGUUGCCAGACCAUCCUCUCCGGUCAUGGGUCUGAAGACAAGGUGGACUUCCCUGAGCCCCUGGUAAAAGCCCACCAGCACGCUUAUGCCUAUCUGCACUCCAGCCUCUCCAAAUACGAAGCAAUUCUGUCCCUCAUCCAUCAGGCCACCCAGACCCGGGAGCUGCUGCAGCCCAUGGUCAGCUUCCUGCUGCUGUGCUUCGAGGAGGUUAGCCAGCUGUUGGGGGAGAUCUCCAAGGAUGGAGAAGAGCUCCUCCAAGAAGUCAGGGAGGAUCUGGCCUGGCCACUGACGAAAGGCGCACCCCACGAGCAGCCAGAUCUCUUGCAACAGCUGCUGCAGUACACCGUCUGCAAGCUGCAGGUGCUCAACGGCACGGUGGCUUCACUCACCGGCAGCUUCCUGGAGGGCUCCAGCAGCUACCUCCACUCCACUGCUAGCCACUUGGAAGACAAGCUGAGCACAAAGAGGGGUGUGGAUGAACGCCUCCUGAGGGCUCUGGGACAACUAGAGAGCCUGGCGAGUGGCCACAGUGACCCUGGGGCACAGGGUCUACCCUUGUGUUCUGAGGACAGUGGCAUUGGUGUCGACAAUGAGUCCUCGCUGCCCACGGACAAGGUGGGCAGGCAAGCCAGCUGUGACUUUGUACCGGAGCCUGUAGACUGGAACCCGGGGAUCUCACCCCAAAUGGAGGACAGGCUGUUGGAACAUGCCCAGCAGCAACAUGCAUUCCAGGUAGAUUCGGACAGAGCCUUGAGCUGCCCACUCUCUAGCCGACCUGUGGCAAAGGUUCAGACAGCGGCACAAGGUGAAGCAAGGAGCCCGUGCUCCUCCUGCCCAGGCCCAGAAAAUAAGACCUCUAGGACUUUGGAGCCAGGCAAAAGCACUUUGUGUGAGUCCCUUGGGAUUGGGGUCCCCGCAGAGACGUAUCUUCUUAAAGGUUCUAGGCUGUUAGGGUCUUCAUCUGUGAGCGACGAGGACAGCAGCCCAGAGGAGGAGGGAGAUGAAAUUAGCAGCAUGAGUCCACGCUCAUGGCAGGAAACAGCUCCACAGUCAAGGCCGUGGACUUCUCCUGCGGACCCAGAAAGCCUAUUUCAGCCAGGCUCCAGAAGGCUUAGGAGCCCCCAGGCCCAGGAGAUGAUUCUAAAGAUGAAGGAGGCAAUCAGCAAGAGGAUCAAGUUUGUCCCUUUGCCCUCUGGGUACCAGGACUGGGCUGAGGAGGAGGAGGGGAGGACAGUGGUCCCCCCCAGACCUAGCACCAUUAGUGGCAGCAGAAGGGCCCCUGAGAGGCAAAGGAGGUCCCAGUCAGAAGGCUGUCUUAAGAGCGACAUGGAGGACCCCACCCUACAGGAGCUGCAAAGGGCCCAGAGAGAACUCACUCAGAGGCUGGAGGCCUUGUACGCCCUGGGUACCAAAUGGCAGGGUCACAGCAAGGAAGAACUCCCACAGCCCCGAGCAGCAGCUCUGUGUUCCCACACCAACUGCAAGGUCAGCCCUGCCAACCCCAUCAGCAAGCUCAAGGCAUCCCUCACCAAGAACUUCAGCAUCCUGCCUAGUCAGGAUAAGAACAUUUUGCGGAAAUGCAGUCCCCACCCUGAGGGGGAGCAGACCUGGCAGGAGAAGGCUGAGAAGCCCCCAAAUGCCAUCUCAUCAGCUGAGAAGGACAGUCUGGAUCCUGAGCCCAAGGACUGGAAUGUCAGGGGCUGUCCCACCAGAACAUCAGUCAGGAGACUGAUUGAAACUUUCAGUCCCACUGACAGUCCAAGGACGCUGGAGGAUUCCAAAAACUCUGGGUCAAGCCCUUGCCUCAAGAGGUGGGGCGUCCCCAUCAUGCCUCCCAGAUUUCCCAUUUACAGGGGGCUUGCCCCGUUGUAUCCUAAGCCCCAAAUUUCCCCAAUGGGAGGUGGAGACUCUCCCAAAGUGGGCACAGGCUGGAGGCCCUUCAUGCCUAUCCUCCCCCCUCUUUUCAGGGCACAAGCCUAUAAAAGUGGGGUCAGCUGCGAGGAGGACCCAGAGCAGCUUCCCCCACCACCUCUGGAAAUCCUGAUGGACAAAUCAUUCACUUCCCUUGUGCCCCCAGAAGGCAGUGAGCCAGUGGGGAGCUCUCCUGAAGAGACCCAUGUACCAGGGCAGGGAGUGACAGGACCUGCCAGGACAACGUGGGCUUCUCCAAAGCUGCGAGCCUCCAUGAGCCCCAUGGACUUGCUUCCAAGCAAAAGCGCUGCCACCCCCACCCGGACCCGCAGCACCGGGCCGGGGAGCAGCAGGAGCACCUGCAAGCCCAGAAAGCCUGGCCUGGACCCGAACCACCCAGCCGCAACAGCCCCGAGCCCAGAGGAGGGGAACGGGGCCCAGAGCCCGGGGAGAGCAGAGAAGGCCGUCAGCUUUCACAAGCCUGCGCGGAGGGCAAGCUCCUGGCACCACUCCAGCGCCACAUCUGGGCCAAACAGGACCUCAGAAUCCAGCCUGGCCAGACCCGCACGAGGGCCACCUUCUCCGGAGGCCUCAAAGCAGAGCCGAGAGAGAAGCCCCCCGGUGGUCAGGAAGGCACAUUGGGUGCCCCAAGCAGACAAGAGGUCCCCAGGUCUGCCCACCUCCCCCAGAUCUGCUCCGCCCAGUCUCCCCACUGCACACAGGCCCCCCAGCCCACCGCUCAGCUCCGGGCCUUCCAGUCCCCCAGCAAGCCCCAGAGUGCUGAGCCCGCCUACAGCAAAGACGCGAACUUCCCCACCGCCCCCGCCCCCGGUGACCCCGCUGGCUCAGGGCAAGGUUUCCAGUACCCCUACACAGCCCACAGGGGCAAGCUCCCCUUCCUCUGUCCCCUCGGCAUCCCCCCCAGUGUCCCCCUCCCGGGCGCGCAAGGAGAUAAGAGAUUCUGCAGACUGCCUCGCCAGCGCAGCCAAAAUAUCUGGGAAUACCUGUUCCAUUUUCUGCCCGGCCUCCCCCUCUCUGUUUGAAGCGAAAUCGCCAUUCUCCACGCUGACCUUGCCAACGCUGCCACCAGAGGCUGGGGACCCUGUUGGGAGCCCAGCAGGAUGCUGGAGGAGCAACUCAGGACCCCGACUGAGGGCGGAUUCACAGAGGAGAAUGGCUCUGUGUGCCCUCAACCCUCUGCCUUUCGUCAGAAGGACAGCUUCAGACCGCCGGCCGGGGUUCCGACCUGUCUGCAGCCGCGCCAGCACCUCGUGUGACGCCCAGCUCAGCCAGAGCAGCAGCAGUGACGAGAGCCUCAAGAAGGACGCAGAGCCUUGGAGCAGCCCCUCAGCCCUGGAACUGCAGGGCGGCUGCAGCAGGCGUGCCUCUCCCCCAGAGCUCUGCGUGCUGGGCCACGGGCUGCAGCGGGAGGCCCACUCCAGCCCUGUCCAGGACAAGUCCCAGGCAGAGGCACAGCUGCAGCAGGAGUUGGCCUGA